Molecule: messenger RNA, 729 nt
Organism: Prunus armeniaca (apricot)
Lineage: Eukaryota; Viridiplantae; Streptophyta; Magnoliopsida; Rosales; Rosaceae
Source: the annotation of a GenBank genome assembly
AUGGGGUGCAGGAUAAACAACUCAAAUCCUCCUCCAGUUCUUCGGAAAUUCUCAACACAAAGGCAAAGGCCUAUAACAAAAUCCAUCUCCUUCUCUUCCCCUUCCAACAGUCAAAACCAACAAGAACUUGCUCCCAUCACUGCAGCCACUCAAACCCAACACCCAAAAUCGAAACUUUAUACUGUUAAGUUCAGGACCUUGAGUGCCUGCAAGCUUGGCAUAUCCAUAUAUCCAGACUUUGAAUACAAUGCUGAAGGUGGGAAAGGAACUGGGUCUGGUGCAAAGGUCGCAGAAAGCAACUUGAGCGAUGAAGUUUCUGUGUCAUUUGAUCUUGAAACACUCUACAUCCCACCAUUGAAGAGUGCAACAACAAGGUUCUUGGGAUUGCCAUUGCCACCAUUUUUGAAGAUUGACAUUGUCCCCGAGCUCUUCAGUGGGAGCAUCAAUCAAGAAUCUGGCCAGGUUGAUCUUGAAUUCAAGGCAAAGUUCUGGUUUUCUGUAGGGAGUAUCUAUAAGGCUCCUCCGCUGCUGGUGAAAACGGUCUUGACAUCUGAAGAAUCAAAAGGAUCAAUAAAAAGUGGAAAAGGGGAGAGGUUGGAUGAACAAGGAAAGUGCAGAUUGGUUGGGGUGGCAACUGUUGAUCCUAUUGAUGACUUUCUGAUUAACUCCUUCCUUGGCCUACCCACUGAAUGCCUUGCCGACCUCAAUGCUAUCAUUUCCUUGUCUUAG